AUGGUAUGUCCGGAACAUCAAGUGUUUGACGGCCGACAGUCAUGUAUAGACACAUUCCGGUGCCCUCUAUAUGAUGGCGACUUCACAAACCCUAAUAACCGACACCAAUACUACCAGUGUCUCAAUAGUAAGCCUUAUCUGAAGACCUGUCUGUCCGGGUGUCCCGAGCACCACCCUGGCAAGUUUAAGCACCCGUCCAGUCAGAAUCUAUAUUAUGAGUGCUGGGAGGGCAUUGCCAUAACCAAGUCGUGCGGUGAUGGUCGGCACGAGUACUACGAGUGUCGUAACGAUGUGCCGUUGAUAGAAGUAUUUGACGAGACGGUGGGACAAUGUGUGGAGACUAACAGACGUGCGCUCAAGAAAAUGGUGAUAAUAUCGGGACGGAUAGAGUUUGAUGACAAUGGGGUCAAAGUUGUGGACGUAUGGGAUAAUGUGGACCAGUGGUGGAAACGCACAUAUGAUGGCGGUCCCCUAAUAAUACUGGUCUCAUGUGAGACAUGGGUAAUCAGAGGGACAACAAUAAGACCCGCAAAUGAGUACCCAUUUGUAUGCCCACAACCGGACGGCUAUUCGCCGCACCCGUACAACAGCUCUCAGUACUACUUGUGUCGCAACGGUAACUCAUAUUUGAUGACAUGUCCGGCCGAUACAGUAUUUGACGGCAGACAGACAUGUAUUGAUGCCUUCCGGUGCCCACAAUAUGACGGCAACUUCACGAUUGCCAAUAACCGACGGCAAUACUACCAGUGCACAAAUGGCAGACAUGUACUGAUGACCUGCUCAUACGGUACGUACUUUGAUGAGCUCACCCGGCGUUGUAUUACAGGAGGCAGGGAUGACAGGGAUCGGGAGCCGGACUAUGUCUCGUGUCCUAAAGAGGAGGACAGGUUCGCCCACCCGUCCAAUCAGAGCCAAUACUACGAGUGCCAUUCAGGCCGGUAUGUACUGCGCUCGUGUCCCUACGGCCUAUAUUACGAUGAGCAAGCACAGUAUUGCAUACGCUUUGGCAAUCAGUUUUAUUGCCCACAACCUAACGGU
Molecule: messenger RNA, 1038 nt
Organism: Oppiella nova
Lineage: Eukaryota; Metazoa; Arthropoda; Arachnida; Sarcoptiformes; Oppiidae
Source: the annotation of a GenBank genome assembly